This is a messenger RNA of Porites lobata, 11868 nucleotides long. The record is from the annotation of a GenBank genome assembly. NCBI's taxonomy places the organism in Eukaryota, Metazoa, Cnidaria, Anthozoa, Scleractinia, Poritidae.
GGUGGAUGCCGACGGGUCCAGUUUAUACCCUCAGAAAGUGGAUAUUAUUUCAAGGACCACGUGUUCUUAAAUCUUUCCAUUGGAAUUCACGCAUCGUGCGAGCAUCGAUGCGUCAUGGAGAGUGAAUGUGUGUCGAUCAAUGUUGGUCCACCAAUAAACGACAAACUGAUAUGUGAGUUAAGUAACUCUGAUCAUUGGCAUCACCCUAAAGAUCUUCAACCAAGACACGGCUGGACAUAUAGAGGAGCAGAGGUAAUUGAGUUCAAGGUCGUGUCUUGAUGCUGUUUUUGCUAGCAAGUGUGAUGAUAUUUUAAAUGCCGAAGGCUGAGGCAAAAAAUAGGCCACUUCCGAGUUCCAAAAACCCUCACUUUCAAAAUGAGGCCAAGUGCACAACCUUUCUAAGGGACAAUGAGUAAUUUUGCAUGAGAAUUGAAAAAUCAUUUCCAUAUCAAAGUUGAUACAGAGCCCUCGUUUUGAUACAGAGGCCCAGGGGAACUCGGAAAUGGCCUAUUCAUUUUGAUCUAGGAGACACUGGCAAAUAACGCUAUUUUGCGAUAACCGAGUUCAAUAACUGUUUUAUCAUUCGAUCACCAAAUUUGUUUUUUAAUAUCAUCGGGAAGCGGAGCGAUCUACCAUUUUUCAAGCAAGACUUAGAGCGAUCGCAAGAAGGAGAAAACCGUGGUUUUGUUUACGCUUGAGCAGAAUAAUAUAUAGAUUUAGCCAGGGCUAAAAGCGAAGCUCCCAUUAAUAAAUUUAUGAUUUAAAUCAAACAAUAAACUUGUAAUCCACAAAUCAGUUAACUUAAGGGCACAUAUGUGACUUUUUAGGGAAAGCUAAGGCUAAGUGAUUUUAGACUGAAAAAAAAUCCUUCAUCGAAUUGAUAGCCGGUAUAUAUACACCCAAAAAAUAGCAAUCAUCGUCGAUCACAUUUAAGAGCCAUAAUAGCUCUUGAUCACAGUAGAUCAGGCCUGGAAAACGAAUUCAUGGAAAAAACAAAUCAGGCCGAAUUUUUUGCGUUCGACAAGUUUACUUAACAAAAUCUUGCCAACAACUCUGGGAGCGUGUAAACCAACAUUUCAUACUUUUUAUGCAUCACAUCUGAGGUGAAACAGUAAUAUGAGGCGCUGUUUUUAUCAUACAGACCUCAGACAAAAUGCAGUAUUUCACAAUUUUUCAAGACAAAUUGCAUUCAUUCAAUAUUCAGAACCGUACGAAGCACGCGUGGGCUUUUAGCAAAACCGUUCAAAAAAUUUUUCAAAAUCACCUAUACGGCCAGCCGGUUGUCACUUUUGACAAGCGCCAAAUUUUCAGUGAACAUUGAAAGAGUUACGCUUCAACAUAAUAAAGAAUUUAUUGUUUAUUUUUUUUAUUUAAUGGUUUUAUAACGAUGUGCAAACGCGCGGCAUUUUGAGUAUUCCUGCAAGCGUUGUCUAUGAACGACUGAAAACAAACAGCAAAGCGAUUAAAAUUGCAAGAUACUACUAACAAUCAAUAAAAGAAAUGUAAUUCAGUGAAACAUUUACAGAGACAUCAAUUUUCAUUCACGAAGAAAGGUAUUAAAGCGUCUCUAAAAAUCCUGAGUCUUUACGCUUAAUAAGCCUAAAGCUUUUAGCCGGCUUCCUGGUGUUUACCGUUUUCAGAGAUGAGCUCGAGGCAAGAAAAUCGCUCAAAGCUUUCUUUCUACAGCCAAAAUUAUAACUAAAUACUCUUCGGAACGUUUUUUCAUUUUAUAUGCGGAGAGAAAAUAUCGACUAAAGGCUUUUUAAAGCUCUGUAAGCUUAUAUAUACUAGAUCAGAUCAUUGUCUCAGAUCUUAAUACAAACGUGCAUAAAUUAGCCUCAUAAACUGCGCUCGACUUCAUGAAAUUAGAUAUAAAAAGAACAAACAUACACUGUAUACAAUAAUUACUCAGGCUUACCAUUCGAGAUGCAGCUCUUGAAAGCUAUCAUGCAAGUAAGGCCAGAGUCGCUUGAGGGACUUUUCAAUCCCGCAUCCAGCAAGGUGAAAAACGAAAACGAUGCAUCCGAAAUCGGAUUUCCAACUUUGACAACCGGCGCAUUUCCCAACCAAAAAUUCAAUAAACAAACCAGCCAUGAAUCAAAGAAGACUGUUGAUAGCAGCUGUAUUUCAUUUUAAGCAUCCAGUGGAAAAAGACAGUAAAAAACAUCACAAGUUGACAAAAUACUCUGUCAGCUUCAGCUAUCAAAGUAGACAAGGUUCAAGAUGCUGUAUAAAUUUUCUGCAUGAACUACACCUGUCAAAUUUUGACCAAUCAGAGCAUAAAAAUUGGACGGUCGUAGAGCGUGAUCAACGCGUGACUAUGGUGAGAAAAGUGAAAAGCCUCUGUCUUCCCUGCUUGUAUUUUUAAAUGAUUGGCUGAAUUUUCGCGUCCGAGAUCAGUUUGAAAUCAAUAUGUUAAUAACACGGGGCCAUAGUGACAUUAACACAACACUUUCUGUCAUCAUGUCAUUAUGUUGCUGCCGUUCUCUUUGCCUUUGUAUUUCUCUUUCGCGUUGCCUUUGUCUGUUCAUUCUUGCCCUGUCUCGUUCUGCUUGCCGGCGUUUUUCACUAUAAUUUUCUCUCCUUCUUCUCGCUCUGACUUUUUCUACUUGCUGACUUUCUUCGCUAAAAUGUUGUCUUCUUCUUCUACCUCUAACGCGCUCUCUUUGGCGAUCGUCUUCGCUUGUUCUACGCGUGUUGACUCUUGCUCUCUGCCGUUCACCUUCUCUUUGCUCUCUGCUUAAAACCUGUCAUCUACACGCUAAAAUCUCUCUGCUGUUGUUUGUUGACAUAAUAGCUUUCGUAAGUUGUAAUAAAAAGUUAUAAAGGCUCUGUCGAAAAAUCUUUUUGCUAAGUUGCUUUGAAAUUUCUUUUUUCAAAACCAGUUGCGCGAUAUAAUUGCGCCAAAAAAUCUCUACUUUCCCCUACCCCAAGAGUCCAUGCGGACUACUUUCCACUACCCGGAAAGUCCGUACGGACGGACGUACGCUGACGUCAUAACCAAAAUUUCUCGGAUGGGUAGUUUAUCUUAGUCAUGGUGCUCCGCUCGCACGCGCUUCGCGCGCGCAAGGAGCUCCGCUAUUAUUUGUACCCCGGGUACGGGAGUUUUGUUUAUCGCGUGCGACGAGAAGCUUCGUUGGUCGGAGGCCAUAAUUUGUAGGCAGUUAUUUGUAGGUCACGUGCUGGGCUUUCGGCCAAUGAAAAGGAGGAAAAUUUCCAUCCAAUGAUAAUAAGUUUAAUAGUUAUUAAAGGGACUAUGCCAAGCCAUUUGCUAUCUCUUUAAAAAGCUCAAACUUUUUUUCACCUCAACUGAAUUCAUAAAAAAAUGCAUCGCCCAGAACACUAUAAUUAGGGAGCUUAAGCAACAACGAUGGCGACGGGUACGAAAACGUCACUUAAAAAGUGAAAUCGCGUUUCGUCAAACUUUAUUGCGCUUCUUCCAUGUGGUCUAAUUCGUCAAAUGUUGGCAAAUGCAAGAAAAAAAGUUGUCUUGUGUUCCCGUUCUCGAUAAAACGUGUCUUAAUAAGGCAUUUUCACGUUGUAUUCGGCUAAAAAAUGUUCAAAACUGAAAGAGUGAUGCGUGUACAAAGUUGUUGUUUUCCUGAUUUAAAACAAUUAUUCACUGAAGUGGAGGUGGUGAGUGGUGGUAAAUAUCCCCCACUGGCCGCUGACACUGAGGUGAAUAAUUGUUUUAGUAUAUACGAAAGCAGUGAGAUCAUUGAGCACAAAAUUAAAAUGAUGGAUUUUUUAAAAACUCAUUUACUGCUACCAACGACAAAAUUUGGCACGCAAAUGUCAUGUUUCCUUGCCGACAAAUUACACUUUUCAAGGCAUUUGUUUAGUUAUUAUGGGAAAAUUUCAGUAAAAGGAUUUAUGAAUUCUUUUUGUAUUUGAAACCAUUCUGUAAAGAACUAUUAAAUUUAGUUUUAAGAUUACUUAUGAACAUGUCAGCUAAAUAAAAUAAUCCAAGCUUCCGAACCGAAAUUCGUCAAUUUCCGGAGGGGCCCUUUAAUGGAGGUUCUAUUAUGCGUUACGAGUUUGGGGGACUUUUGGAGGGGCUUAUACAUGGUACUUAUUUUCGGAAUUUUACCGUAUCCUUAUGACGUAGUUGGUCAAGCGUUCUUUUGCCCAGUUGUUUUAAACCCAGGCCGGAACACCAAACAGGAUCUCAGCAAAAACUGGUCAGAAGAUUAUGCUGCAAAGCAGCUGCGGGACAGACCUCACCUUAGCUCAAAUAAUCGCGCCGUUAGGCGGAAACAUUAAUCGGUUACCUUGUCUCCUCCUUCCUUCCGGCAGGCGACAAAAAACAGAACGCAAACUGCAGCCCCCCCCAGACAAACCUUCUAAGGGCUUGGUCACGCGUUUCUUCCCUACACGACGAACGCUUGUCGAAGCCAAAAGGAAGUCUGCGUGGGUGGCUAAAGACUGCUCUUUCAGCCUGAAAAGCACCGGGCUCGCAAAGCCGGCGGUGAUGCAAGUUGUGUGGUAUUCCUGCAAUAACAAUCUAUCUCCAAGACAUUUUGGCUUUGUUACUUCUCUUUUCUCUCUCGUUGGAGCCAAUUCACAACUGAAUUCAUUGCUACCCUAAGAGAAAACGUGUUCUAUUCUCACAGAAUCUAUGCUGCAGCAAUCCUUGCCGGAACAACGCCAAAUGUCUCCUUGGGUUUACUGACAAGAAGUAUCUUUGUGUAUGUACAUCGGGAUACACAGGAGAGCACUGUGAAACAGGUAUAGUGGAGAAAUUAAUUGUGACAGGUCAUAUUGCUGGUAACAAUAUGCAAUGAAUAACAAAGCCUUUAAACACCCCACUGAAGGGGAAACAAAAACAGGCUAAUCAGUUUGUAGGGUGGGAAUUUUAACAUUUAACUUCGCCUGUUGAUUCUUCCAGUAAAUAUAACAACGACAGCAAUGAUUUCCAAUAAAAUGCAAGUUGCACGAAGGCGCAGGUCAAAACAAUAACAACUAGCUUCCAAGGUUAACUGGAAAAGCUUGAUGUGCCCCAGUAUAAAUUACCUUUUGUGUCCUUUUGAUUUGAUAAACUGAACGGCGUCAAGCAGCGGAGGCCAUGAUUGCCUUCAAACUGUAAUUUGUACAAAAACCCUUCCGGUAUUGAAAUUACGGACCGCAUCAGCAAUGGUUCACAGGUAACAACCAAGUGUGCAAUCAACAACACGUUUACUUUGAUGUAAAAAGUAUCAGGUUAACUUUUUUGCUCUUCAUAUCAUUUAGAUAUUAGCCUGUGAACAGGCCUUUGGUCGAGCAGGGAAUUAGGGAGAGGGAAAAGCGAAAAGGCUUGUGGACAAGCCUUUGGGACCGCCGUUCCACGGUACCCGCUGUGCAUCAGAUCCUGAUGCAAGUUCUUCUUGGCGAGAACACUGACUGUUGAAAGGUCUGAUUGACAUCGGCUUUUCGGUCGGCACGUAACACGCGUUUGGAAAUAACAAAACACUCCAAAGACUGUUGUUCAAAAGCUAUUACCCAGGGAGGAACUACGCGCUCCGGUCAAAAGACUCACACUAUCUAAUGGAUAGAAAAACACUAGGCUGGAGUUUACCGAGUCAAAAUGCAAUUCUCCAUAGUUGAUGUAGCUUCGGUUUAAGCUGCACUUGAAUCUUAUAACUUUGGAUCUGUAAAUUACUCUCCGUGAUCAUUUUAAACAUUCUGCAAAGAAACUAACGACCUGGGCCCAGCGUGAUACAACAUUUCAGAAAAACAUAACAUUUACGGACUAAAGAAAAUCGUUUAGUUAUUCAGAUCCAGAGGGCACUUUGGAGAAAAGUACGACCCUUAUUCAGCCGCAAUAAAAAGCUUUACGCUUCAAAAGAGGUCAAAGAAAAUGCUCUUGCAUCAGAGCAUGGAGGGCAAAUCCUGCCGACCAGAGACAAAAACCACAGUAAAUCGAUAUGUAUGCCAUGACCUCUCAGUGUGAAACCAGCGGCUAAAACCAUAUUUGCUCAGUGAAAAUGUAGAACCUUCCAGAGCAUAAUCUACCGAGCAGAGGAAAAAACUUAUGGGAACAGGCAGCAUUUUGGCGUGAGGUAAACGCCGUGUAGGCCUACCGCCCUCUUUUAUUGCUAUAAAUGCGGGAUAAAUACCCAAAGGUGUAAUUCCUGUCGGCGAUCGAAGCGCUGUUGAUUUCUUUGUACUUGUCUUUGGAGGUUCACGUUCUGGAGAAGUCAUGAUAGUAUCCGUACCUUUCGCAUUCCAAGUUCGCUCAUUGCAGGGGCUUGUUGAAUUAGAAACUGAACUAGCAAGACGAACGGCGCGAUGAGCACAAGUUAAGCAGCUUAAAUCGGAAAAGCUUUCUCCUUGCACAAGAGGAAAUCUUGAGCAAUCAAAUGCUUGUGCUAGUACAACGCUGUCUUGGCCACUGUCAACCAGCAAGGUCUUAUUUCUUGAAACGCCAACGACCGGCACCGUAUUAAUUCUCUUACCGGAGAUCAACGAUUUUUUUCAAAAUCGACAAUUAGGCUCGCGGUCCAUUUCACUUUGUUUUGAGACGAAGCAAAACACGGAUGUUUUCCCUUUUCCCAGGAGUUACUCACGCGCGAAAUUGAUUGACAGAUAACGAUCUUACUGACAGAUGUUCGGCAAGAUAAUUACAAGAGGGCGGAAUAGCGGCCUCAAACGUGUGUCUACGGGCUCUCUCCCCCCUUCCCUUCCCUUUCCUUGCUAUUUUUUUCCCCAAACAGAGAGCCUGUUCACAGGCUAUUAGAUAUCGAUGAAUGCAGCAUCGGAAGCCAUGAUUGCCAUCAAAAUGCAAAAUGUAUAAAUACCGCUGGACAUUUUAAUUGCAGCUGUCAAACAGGAUUCACAGCAAAUGGUCGUCUGUGUCAGGGUAAAAAAUAUCUUUUAUUCCAUAAUCUGCUCGUUUGCCUGCAUCUUGAGACUACUCGAUUUACUUUUUCCAUGUUUUCCGGGUCUCACUGGAAACGGGAGAAAUUGUUCAGGUCAGGUGAAGCUAUAAUUUUUUUUCAUUUGUCAAACGAUAACCUAGGGAGUCCCCCCAACCAACCUCCUUCAUCCUCUCAAGAAAGCUUGGUGACAAGAACCAGGGACAUUAUUUUUUCCAAGUGGAGAGACUCGCCUAGUGACCCUACGAUGGAAAGACGGAAGAGACACUCUUCAUUAUAGUCUUUUCUUCAGAAAAAGUGGAGGGGUAGCUAACGCUUUCUUCCAAGACCCCCUGGAAAAGCUAGAUGUGCCCCAGUAUAAAUUACCUUUUGCGCUCUUUUGAUUUUUUAUUUCUGGACAGCGUCAAGCAGCAGUGGCCACGAUUGGCACCAAACUGCAAUCUGUACAAAAAAAUCUUCGUACAUUUUAAUUCCAGGCCGUAUCAGCAAGGGCUCGAAGGAAACGACCAAGUGUGCUCAAUGUAUAAUAGUGAAUAAAAGUUCCUUUUACUUUUAGAACAACACGUUUACCUUGAUGUAAAAAGUAUCAGAUUAACUUUUUUGCUCUUCGUAUUAUUUAGAUAUCGAUGAAUGCAGCAUCGGAAGCCAUGAUUGCCAUCAAAAUGCAACUUGUGUAAAUACCGCUGGACAUUUUAAUUGCAGCUGUCAAACAGGAUUCACAGGAAAUGGUCGUCUGUGUCAGGGUAAAAAAUACCUUUUAUUCCAUAAUCUGCUCGUUUGCCUCCAUCUUGAAACUACUGGAUUUAUUUUUUCCUUGUUUUCCAUCUGUUACUCGCCGACCAGAUAUCGAUGAAUGCAGCAGCGGCGGCCACCAAAAUGCAUUUUGCGUGAUGCCAAGAACGCGGAACAUUAUUUUUUACAAGUGGAGGGACUCCUAGUAACUUACGAGAAAAAGGCUGAAGAGACACUCGUCAUAGUUGUCUUUCCUUCGGAAAAAGUGGAGGGGGAGUUAACGCUUCAUUGGCGAUUUUACAACAACCGUCGACAAGAAAAAAUGAGCAUGUUUAGCAUUUCAGUGGCAAACGUUGUAAACCAUUAUUUACUCUAAACGGCCACUGAUCUGCGCAAUGGAAGAAGAAGGAGAAAUUCAUUUUCUUUUGUUUUUUUGCUCCCUGUUUUAUUCAGAUAUCGAUGAAUGCAUCAACGGCAGCCAUGAUUGCCAUCAGCAUGCAAUUUGUGUAAAUGCCGCUGGACAUUUUAAUUGCAGUUGUCAGGCAGGAUUCACAGGAAAUGGCCGCCGUUGUCAGGGUAACAGUAGCCCACGUUCGAUAUAUUAAAAUUCUUACAUGAAUCAGGGGCUUUCUGGUCAUUUUUCUUCAUUAGGUUUGGUUUUCUUUGUGCUUAAGGCCCUGUUUACAAGGAGGGAGGGUAACCCUGGUGCUAGGGUUGCUUGUAAACCAGAGCUAACUUUAACCCGCUUGCUAGGGUAGCCACAGCAAAAGGGUAACCCUCUCUCCUUGUAAACAGGCCCUAGGCCUCUUAUGGGAAUUGCGAGGCAAUGAAGUCGUGAAAUAUUUGCAAUUUUGACUCUAAAGCCUCGGAGUCGCGUCAGAAUUUUAAUAUAUCGAACAUGGGAUAAUGAAAUCUUGGAGUUGUUAUUUUUAGUAUCGACAAACCUACUCGUAUUACUUAAACAUCAAGGUCGUUUUUGGAUCUAUGCAUCACUUCCUCUACAUUCUGAUGUGAUACGGUUCGGUUUUUGUGAUCACGAUCUAGUUUACUUGGUUUAAAAAUCCAACACAAUGAAAUAAAUUGGAAUUAGAAACUUCAGAAAAAUUCAGGAUUUGAGAUAACAAAAAAAAACCUGCGAACCUCUAAAUCUUAAAAAUGACGUUGAUGCAAUGCGGAUCUGUUGGAAAAUAAUGUUUCUAGAAGUUUUGGAUAGAAACGCCCUAUACGAAAAAAGCCGGUCAGGAACAAACUAUCUAGUCUCCCCUAAGUAAAUAGCAAGAUUACGCAACAAAUGAGGGAGCGAGAUCGUCUAGCUACGAUAAACGAUAAAGAGAACCGAGGAUAACAAUUGGUCUCUAUAUUUCCGCUAGAAAUGCUGUAAACAUUGCUCUAUGACAAGCAAAAUGAAAUUCGUAUAAACAUAACAACUUUCUUUAAUUUCUUGAUUUUCCAGACAUGUUUUGACGGUACACUGUCCGUCAUCAUCAGUGUUACAUAUUUUGAAAUCGCCGUUGAAUUUAAAGCGCGCGCGAUCUUACAAAGUUUUUUACAUUGCAUUGCGUUGUCAAUAUUGCGUACUAAAACAAAAAACAUUAACCUGACUCUCUCCCUGUAAAGAACUAAGCGUCACUCACUUAAUUUUUUUUUUGUUUUAGUACGCAAUAUUGACAAUGCAAUGUAACGAACUUUGUAAGAUCGCGCGCUUUAAACAGUUUAAAUUCAACGGCGAUUUCAAAAUAUGUAACACUGAAGAUGACGGAUGUACCUUCAAAUUGUGUCUGGAAAAUUAAAGAAAGUUGUUAUGUUUAUACGACUAUCUCUAUUGUUGCUGCUAUCUAGACAAAAUGGAAUUAUUAUGCUAGAAUCAACUUGAAAAUGAGCGUGGCGAUCCAAAGCAAGGGUGAAGAAUUAUCAAUAGCAUUUCCGGGCGUAAUAAUCAACAGCUUGUCUCUCUGAGGCAUGAUACUGUUAGUGAAAUUGAGUUAGACAAACAAACAGUUUCCAUCCCCUCAAUCCCCAGACUAUCAAAUAUCUUUACAGAAUUAAAGCCCAUAAACCAAUAGUAAUCGUAAUCUUGGAACUAAGCCAGAAAGAUUGCCCUUCCUCUGCCCAAAAGAUGGGCAAAGACGUGAAAUUGUGAGACCGUUACGUCAUUUAAAACUGAAAUCAAAUCCCAUUGGCCUUUGGGUCACUGCUGGGGAAUAUAUGUCACUGGUAUGUUUUUAGAUAGCAUACAGCCUGGAUAGCAUAUAUAAAAUUUAAGUCAGAUUCUGUUUAUUUCUUUUAGAAUAUUUAAUGUAUAGAAUAUAGUCUAAAGUUUAUAAUUUUCGUAGCGUUUAGUUUAGAUUGUAUAAUUUGAUAUUUUGUCAUUAUUAUUUGUAAUGGUAUAAACAGGACUGAGUGGAGUCCAGUUCGGUCUGUAAUCAUACGAGUGAUUAACAAAAUCGGACGACCGCGUAGCGGGAGUCUGAUUUGUUUAAUCACGAGUAUGGUUACAGACCGAAUUGGACGACACGAAGUUCUGUUACCAAUUAAUCAUAACUUUAACAAAAUUUGUGAUAUAAAUUUUUUAAAUCAAAACACAAAAAAUUCGAAAUUUUGUUUUGCUAGCAGUGAAAAAAAGAAGCCAUUUAAGCGCGCGCGUGAUGGCGCGUACUUUCCAAUUACUUAGGCAUGACGCGUACUGUCCUAUUAAACUGUCCAAUAGCCUGAGUAUCAGGCCUUCCUAAGGGGAUGGGGGAGAGGAGGUUUUUGAUGGGGCAGGGGGAAGGGGGGAGAAGAGAAAGGAAGGCCUGACACAAAACCAUUCAGCACAUCGUGUGACACAUCCAGAUUCUGGAUGUGGUAGUGAUUGGAUAACACACAAUACGCCCUGACGUCACCGACCGCAAGUAAACACGAGCAGAGUGUUAUGAUUUCAUGUGGUAAUUUUAUGGAUAGAGACGCAGAGAUGAAUUCAAAGAGACUCUAGAGGGAGCUCUCAAGUUCUUUCCGGGAAUAAAAAUAAAACCCGAGCAAGAAUUAUGUUUUCAAAGCCUCGUAGUUAAAAGGAAAGAUGUUCUCGGAGUAUGGAAAAGCCUCAUAUACCAGCUUCUGCCGAAACUAUGUCCGAGUAUUGGUUUCACAAGACCAGGACAAAGAAGACGAUAUCAGUGCUUCAGAUAUCUAAGUUUUGAUUUGCAACAUCCUGCCGCUAAAAGGGUAUUGUUACUGUAAAUAAAAUUAGAGCGAGGUAGCCAUGUAUUGAGAAUAGCCGACAGCACCAAGGCUUUAGCUUGACUUUAGAUUUUCUCUCGGACGAUUUUCGGCCUGAUCUACAGCAGCUCAUUAACGGCCAGAUUCUCAGGAACCUGCUUAUUAAUGAGCGCCGCUGUCGUAACUCUGUAAACAAAAGCAGUUUACAGUUUUCCGGCCACACGUUUAUUUACAAACAGAGCGUUGGCGAUCUUACAUUAGCACAAUUCCUAAAACAUGUUACAAAACAUGUUAAAAAACGGCAGGUUUUCCAUUACAAGUAUUCGAAAACUCCUCAUUGGAGGUUUUAGAAAAAGCGAAAUCGUCGCAACACAGACACCAGAGCUCGGCCAGACCGUAUGGUGAGAUUUAUUUUAGGCGAGCUUUUUGACACGUGAAGCUGACAACUCAAUGACCGGAUGUGAUUUUGAUUGGAUGGUAUCGAAUCAUGCUGUGUGGGGGUGGAAGGUUCCAGUAAAAGCAUCUGUGUCAGGCGUUUCUCUCCUUCAGCUGUCUCCCUUUUUCGCUUCCAUCUUUCCCCUUUUCCCCCAGAAACGCCUGAUACUCAGGCUAACUGUCCAAUUAAGGCUAAAAUCAGGGCAGUUGAUAGCCAAUCAGAUUUGACAAUUUUGUUAUAGUUAUGAUUAUGUUAGUUAUACGUUUUGCACGCCUCUAAUGGAAGCCCAGCUUUAGUUGAGUUAGGCUAGAAUGGCUACAUAAAGUUUAUCCCCACUCUCUUAUCUUAUCUUAUCUUAUCUUAUCUUAUAAAAUAAAAUAAAAUAAAAUAAAAUAAAAUAAAAAUACCUUUAACUCGUAAGGUGGACGUUUAUCUUAAAACCAUCAGAUUUACAUUUUCUUGCUCUUUUCCCUAUGUCCGACCCUAUGCUACCUAGAUACCGAUGAAUGCAACAACGGCAGCCACGAUUGCCACCAAAAUGCAACUUGUGUAAAUACUGCUGGACACUUUAAUUGCAAGUGUGAACCGGGUUUCACUGGAAACGGGCGGAAUUGUUCAGGUAAAGUUUUCUUUUUUACAUUUGUGCGAUGA